Schistocerca serialis cubense is the source of this 2578-nucleotide messenger RNA. RefSeq lists its product as uncharacterized. NCBI's taxonomy places the organism in Eukaryota, Metazoa, Arthropoda, Insecta, Orthoptera, Acrididae. The record is from RefSeq and is a predicted model, not a curated record. The transcript has 10 exons. Bases 20 to 2398 code for a protein of 792 amino acids.
GUCAAUACUCACUGGCACUAUGGCUGCAGAACAGAUCAAGCUGAAAUGUGCGUUUCGGACUGGUGCGCUUCUGGUUGUGGUGCUACUGCAAGCCGUGGCGUAUGGGACCGCUACUGGCGUGUAUCUAAGCUAUAUACCGGACCCCGCUACUAAUGUAGUUCCUAAUGUGCCUCCAGAAACAUACUUUCAUUAUGUGGUAGAUAUCGACAGUGUUACACAGCCAACACUGAUCCGCAUCAAGCAAGAACCGUACGUGGUGGUGAAGGUAUCUAACUUGGAGUUUUGUACGGUAAUAUGGAGCAACAAGCAUUUAUUGAGGCGUGUACCAGCAAGACGGGCAAUAAAAGACUUUUGCAGAUCGAUACGCCAGUCAGGAAAAGAGAUGGCAACUGCCACGGAAGUGACGUCCGUACUUGACGUCACCGCUACUGGCGAGUCUGGUAAAGCAUUGCGUGCCGAAGCGAGACUGGCGGAACGACAGCACCCCUCUGCUGAAGCACUGAACCUGAAGAAACUCACAGAAUGGUGCAAGCAUCGGAAGCAUAUAGACAACAAACUGGUUCGAGUAUAUUUAUCAGAUAUCUGCAGCAACUUGGGUAAAACAGCGCCCACAACUCUACCUGCCAAAUCAUUUGGACCCCUCACGGCAGUACCCGUAACGACAGAUACUACAACUGAUCCCACGACUGAAGCAGAAGCGGACGUAACGUCGAAAGGAGCCUACGCUUCGCAGCCAGCAGUAAGCGGCGUGGAGCCAAAGAUGGGCGGGGCGUCCAAUUAUUCUCACAUAGACCUUACCAUAGAAAUAUGCCAGAACCUGCACAUAUUAGAUAUUCCACAGCCAACAAGACGUGUGAUGGGUAUCUUCUGCAGACUUCAAUAUCGUACAGAAAAUAAAGCGGUCAUGGCCAUGGAAGGUACAUCAAACACGACGCAGCCUUCGGAUCUCAAGGCUCAGCAUAGGAGAUUUUUCAAACUUAGAGUUUGUCCUCAUCUGGAACAAGCAAAGGAACUAAAAUUUUUAUCAAGCAACUUGCCGCGUUACUGCAAAGAUUUAGCGAAUGAGGGCACAGAUAUGUCAGCGGAAUCGUAUGGGACCGCCACUUUUGCCCAAGUGACUAAAGAUGCGGAUCCCAUGACUGAAACUGUGACCUUGAAGACAGCCUACACUUACAAUGCACAGUCAGCAGUACCCAGCCUGAAGCCAGAGAUGGGGGCGGCAUACAAUAUUUCUGACACGGAGCUAGGCCUAUUAGUGUGUCAGAACUUUCAUUUAAUCGAUAAUUCCAUGCCCUUUAUGGCAAGACGGGCACUAUUACUCUACUGCAAAAUUAUGAAUUUUACAGAUACAGGAACGAGUACGGCCGCCGCCACGGAAGUGAUGUCUGCACGCAAGCUUACCACAACAGCGGCCGCAGGCACCUCUGAAGAACCUUUCGACACGAGUCGUGUCCCUGAUACUGAGCAAGCUGCGACGAGCGUGACGCAACAAGAGGAACCCUCUUCACACAUCUCGUCCUUGACCAAACUCAGAGAAGUGUGCAGACAUCUGAAUCAAGUAAAGAAUAAAAUGUUUGGACCAUUUUUACCGGGGCUCUGCAAGCACGUCGAUAAACCAGAUAUGUCGGCGGAAUCGAAUGGGACCGUCACUGCUGCCGAAGUGACUAGAGAUGCGGAUCCCAUGACUGAAGCUGUGACCUUGAAGACAGCCUACACUUACAGUGCACAGUCAGCAGUAACCAGCCUGAAGCCAGAGACGGGAGCGACGCACAAUAUUUCUGACACGGAGCUUGGCCUAUUAGUGUGUCAGAACCUUCUUUUACUAGAUAAUUCCGUGUCCUUUAUAGCGAGAUGGACUCUAGCACACUAUUGUAAAAUUAUUAAUCCUACAGUUACAGCAACGAGUACGGCCGCCGCCACGGAAGUGAUGUCUGCACCCAAGCUUACCACAACAGCGGCGGCAGGCACCUCUGAAGAACCUUUCGACACAAGUCGUGUCCCUGAUGCUGAGCUAGCUGCGACGAGCGUGACGCAACAAGAGGAACCCUCUUCACACAUCUCGUCCUUGACCAAACUCAGACAAUUGUGCAGACAUCAGAGUGAAGUAAAGAAUAAAAUGUUUGGACCAUUUUUACCGGGGCUCUGCAAGCACGUCGCUGAACCAGAUAUGUCGGCGGAAUCAAAUGGGACCGUAACUGCUGCCCAAGUGACUAGAGAUGCGGAUCCCAUGACUGAAGCUGUGACCUUGAAGACAGCCUACACUUACAGUGCACAGUCAGCAGUAACCAGCCUGAAGCCAGAGACGGGAGCGACACACAAUAUUUCUGACACGGAGCUUGGCCUAUUAGUGUGUCAGAACCCUCUUUUACUAGAUAAUUCCGUGUCCUUUAUAGCGUGAUGGACUCUAGCACACUAUUGUAAAAUUAUUAAUCCUACAGAUACAGCAACGAGUACGGCCGCCGCCACGGAAGUGAUGUCUGCACCCAAGCUUACCACAACAGCGGCGGCAGGCACCUCUGAAGAACCUUUCGACACAAGUCGUGUCCCUGAUACUGAGGAAGCUGCGACGAGCGUGACG